AUGCUAAGUAAAAGAACAAUAACCAAGAAACUAAAUAAAAGCAUUUCAACAGCUUUACUAUCAUUUCCAAGAUAUAAUCAUUCCAUAACUACUACUACGACUCCGGCAUCACUGCAACCACACAUUGAAUUAACAACAUUUGCCAAUGGAUUACGAUUAAUUACUGAUUCAACGCCAGGACAUUUCAGUGCGGUAGGUGCAUAUAUUGAUGCAGGUUCAAGAUAUGAAGAUCCUAAGGCACCUGGAUUAUCUUACUUGCGUGAUAGAUUAUCAUGGAAAUCAACAGAAGAUUUUACUGGACAACAAAUGUUGGAAAAUUUAUCGAAAUUGGGUGGUAAUUAUAUGAGUUCUGGUCAAAGAGAAUCAAUGAUUUAUCAGGCAUCUGUUUUUAAUAAAGAUAUUGAUAAGAUGGUUGGAAUGAUUGGGCAAACUAUUAGAUAUCCUACUUUCAGUGAUCAAGAAUUCCAAGAAGCAUUACAGACUGCUGAAUAUGAAGUAGCAGAAUUGGCAUAUAAAUCAGAUUUAUAUUUACCGGAAGAAUUACAUACUGUGGCGUAUAAAGAAAAUACUUUAGGAUUGCCAUUAUUUAUCCCACAGGAAAGAAUACCUUUAGUAUCUAAAUCUGACAUUGUCAAUUAUAAUAAUAAGUUUUUCCAACCACAAAAUACUGUUAUUGCCAUGGUUGGUGUACCUCAUGAGUAUGCAUUAAAAUUAAUUAUGGAAAAUUUUGGUGAUUGGGAAAAUAAAACUACAACAAAACCAAAUUUAGGAAUCAAAAAUUAUACUGGUGGUGAAAUUUCAUUACCUUAUACUCCACCAUUAUAUGCCAAUUUACCCGAAUUAUAUCAUAUUCAAAUUGGUUUUGAAACAACUGGACUUUUAAAUGAUGAUUUAUAUGCAUUAGCAACUUUACAAAAAUUAUUAGGCGGUGGUUCAUCAUUUUCCGCUGGAGGUCCAGGUAAGGGGAUGUUUUCAAGAUUAUAUACUCAAGUAUUAAACAAGUAUCCAUUUGUUGAGAAUUGUAUGAGUUUUAAUCAUUCUUAUAUUGAUAGUGGUAUUUUUGGUAUAACUUUAUCUUUAGUCCCAGAAGCUGCACAUGUUUCAUCACAAAUUAUUGCUCAUGAAUUGAGUCAAUUGUUAGUUAUUGAAGAAUCCCAAGGUGGAAUGAAUUCAAAAGAGGUUCAACGUGCUAAAAAUCAAUUGAUCAGUUCAUUAUUGAUGAAUGUGGAAAGUAAAUUGGCUAGAUUAGAAGAUUUGGGUCGUCAAAUUCAAUGUCAAGGGAAAAUCACUACUAUUGAUGAAAUGGUUGAUAAAAUUAAUCGUUUAACUAUAAAAGAUUUACAAAAUGUUGCAGAAAAAGUAUUGACUGGUAACGUUAUAACUUCUAAUAGUGGCACAAGUUCAGGUCUCCCAUCAAUUGUUAUGCAAGGAGAAAGAGAAGCUUUUGGUGAUGUUGAAUUUAUCCUUCGAAAAUAUGGGUUAGGUAACUUUAAAGGUCCAGAAAUCACUGAACCAAGAGAUUUCAGUAAUCAAAAUACAAAAGAGAAAAAAAGUCGUUGGCUUUAG
This is a messenger RNA of Candida dubliniensis CD36, 1566 nucleotides long. RefSeq names its product mitochondrial-processing protease subunit alpha (gene MAS2). Bases 1 to 1566 code for a protein of 521 amino acids. The record is from RefSeq and is a predicted model, not a curated record. Gene Ontology annotation, cellular component: mitochondrion. Gene Ontology annotation, molecular function: metal ion binding. The transcript has a single exon. NCBI's taxonomy places the organism in Eukaryota, Fungi, Ascomycota, Pichiomycetes, Serinales, Debaryomycetaceae.